UUUAAUCUGUGCAUUCGUGAUGUGAUGGAGGAAAGUGAUUCGUACAUGCAAUUUCGUCGAAUAUUACGAAAGAAAUAUGCUCAGUGAAAAUUCAUUUAAAUUUACAUUUCUUAAAGAUUUCUGGGAAAGUGUGUUCCGGUAGGCUUAUUGAUCUGUGAAAACAAAAUGCAAAGUAUUUAUCUGUGAUCUAUUAUAAUCAUGAGUACGAUGAAGAACACAAAUCCAUCGUCUUCGAAAGUGGCUUUGUUAAGCCAUAUUAAAUACGAGCACCUGGUAGCUGGUAUAUCGGGUGGCGUAACGUCUACGCUGAUUCUGCACCCUUUGGACCUUAUUAAAAUUAGAUUUGCUGUGAAUGACGGCCGGACCGCCACAGUGCCGAGGUACGACGGGCUCAGCAGCGCAUUCGUGACCAUAGUGAAGAAGGAGGGAGUCAAGGGGCUGUACAGAGGGGUCACGCCCAACGUCUGGGGCUCUGGCUCUGCAUGGGGAUUCUAUUUCUUAUUCUACAACGCAAUAAAAACAUGGAUCCAAGGGGGCAACGCGCGCAACCCGCUCGGGCCCGGCAUGCACAUGCUCGCCGCCGCCGAGGCCGGCGUGUUAUCCCUCGUCAUGACCAAUCCCAUCUGGGUGGUGAAGACUAGACUCUGCCUGCAGUAUAGUGAGGAACAUGUUGCUGACAAUAAGAGAUACAAGGGGAUGGUGGAUGGACUGUGCAAGAUUUAUAGGACUGAGGGGGUCAGGGGAUUAUAUCGGGGGUUCGUACCUGGAAUGUUCGGCGUGUCGCACGGCGCGCUGCAGUUCAUGACCUACGAGGAGAUGAAGAACCGCUACAACCAGUACCGGAACCUUCCCAUUGACAUUAAACUGACGGCGGUGGAGUACCUGACGUUCGCGGCGGUGUCGAAGCUGCUGGCGGCGGGCGCCACGUACCCGUACCAGGUGGUGCGCGCGCGGCUGCAGGACCAGCGCGGCGCCUACCGCGGCGCCUGGCACUGCGUCUCCGAGACCUGGAGGCACGAAGGCUGGCGCGGGUUCUACAAGGGGCUGAAGCCGAACCUCCUGCGAGUGGUGCCGGCCACCAUGGUCACGUUCCUCACCUACGAGAACGUGUCGCACUACAUGCUGCGCCGCGGACGGGAGAUCACGCUGCCUUCUUAAAUUUGCGAACUGACGCUGCGAGGGGCGUGUAGUGCGGCGUCUAUGUCAAACAAAUGCAAAUGUAUGCGUGCGGCCUCAGUGCAUGCUGCUUAAAACACUUAGUAAUGCCAAAACCAACGUGAUCGGGUCCGAUAAAAAUAAAGCCGUCUCGGCUACACCUGUUACUUGAGGCUUUAAGAGCGAGUGAGACGCCACGCUGCACGCCCCGCCGAGCGCUCCGCUGGACGCUCGCGGGUGAGACGUUACCCUUCUGUCACAGGUAAAGUUCAGUAUCUGGCAGCCGGCCGGAGUGAAAGCGAUAAGCGAGCGUUUUUCUCAAGCAAGGAAUAUAUAUUCUGGCAAGCCAAAUUUAUCAGUAGAAAAUGCGUAGUAUGCAAAAUUUGCAUGGAAGAUGGGUCCUUUGCAUCUACAUUUUUCAAAAUUGCCGCCUUUUUCUACUGAGAAAACUAGCUUGCCAGAGUAUAUAUUUAAUAUAUGUACUUGCAUCCUGCGAGUGCGUUAACUGUUGAUUGCUAAUUGUCCACACCGCCGGCGAAAACUUUAUCAAGACUAAAUAUUCGCCCGUAAAGAAAACAUUCGCUUAUUUGGCAAGGUUGCCUCUGAGAGCCAGAGCGUCCUAAAGGUCAGUCCAGACGGGAACAAUUUUUCGCCAAUCUCAUUACAUUGUCUGAUCAAAUCAGGCGGUGUGGACGCAAACGUCAAUUUGUAUCGACGAUUUUGACCGCCGAAUAUGACAGAUAUUACCGAUAAAAUGGAGGUACCACGAAUAAAUUAUUUAUGAUUAUGAUUUAUGAGGUGCGGACGCAAAAAUACCGAUUUUUGACGCUAGUAUCUGCGUUUGGGGGCAUUUUUUUUUUCAUUUAGAGCGAUCAAAUAUCACCAUAAUUCUAAAAUUGACGACUAACGCUUAUUUGAUCAAAUCGACCGAUUUGAUCAUCCCGUCUGGACUGGCCUUAAUAGGGUUAUCAGAAACAUAAAUGCUUAGACAAAUUUUAGACGAGGACAGCGUUUUAUUUUAUAAAAGGCUGUGUCCUGUAAUCGAUGUUUGCCUCUCUGUCCAACAUCCAUAUUCGUUACAAAAAAGAUCAAGCGAUUACAGGUUUAUUAAAGGCCCGCCUCAAUGCUGCCAUCUAGACUUCAUCUUGAUCAUUGACGGAUAAUUACAGGUCAAUUCACGAGAGCUGGCACGAAUGGAAUGAAUGAGUGAAUGAAAAUAUAUAUGUGUGUAAUUGUGUAUAACAUUAACCAAUAAAAUGGUGGCUCUGACUGAAUACCGAUACCGAUAUAGGAGUAUACAGUAACCCUAGUGUAAAUUUAUUCGAUAGCGAAACGUGACGCACGCGUUUGCGUUAAGUCUCAUUUUGUAUGGGAUUUAGAAACAGCGCGCCAAGCGGGACGUUUUGGAAACUCAAAAUCCCAUAUAAAAUGAGAUUUAACGCAAACGCGUACGUUACGUUUUGCUAUCAAAUAAAUGUACACUAGGGGUUCUGAUGGAUACUGUAUACUCAUACAAUGCAAGUUUCAUACAGCUUUCUUGAAUCGACCUGUACUUUACACUUACAAAAAAGUUUGGUUAAAAUACAAGUUUGCAACUCACUUGUAUUAGGGUAAAAUAACUGAAAUACGAUAUUAACAUUUUAUAAUGCUAUGACUGUAAAAUGUAUGAUUUUUUUAGUGUAGUCCAUCAGCUUGUUUGGAUUGAAUUGAAGUGAUAUUGUGUUUAAAAAUCCAGAUUUUCCCUAUAUUUACUGGCAAUUUAAAAUGCAUUUAUGAUUUUAAAUAUUAUUAUAGGUAGGCGUAACGUAAAAUAUAAGUAUUCAUUCAUUACCUCUCAUCACAGUCGAAAAUUUCCAAUAGUUAGUGUUAGUACCUUUCAAAAUAUCACAAUUUAAAUGUACAAAACCUCAUUUUAAUAGUUAGUUGAAUGUUGUUUAAUAGAAAGUCAAAUGAAUGUCAUAAAAGUCAAUUCUACCAGCUAACACAAGGAAACAAUUCAAAAUUUGCAUCUGAUUACUUUGCCCCACAUGUGGAUAAAAUGCAACUUUCUCAUUAGUUUUUGAACAAUCGAAACGGCCUUAACAAGUUGGUGUGCCGUGUGGUGAAAAAUAAGUUGCAACUAAUAUGUAACAAUUAUUGAUCAUAUAUAUGAUCAUUUACAUUUUUUGGUUGCAAAUAAUAGUUACUGUUUAAUAGCGUUUUUCAAUAAAAAUACACAUCAAGAUUAUUUACCCUUUAUCUAUUGAAAAAAAAAAUAGUACCACCAAAAAGUAUUCGUUCUUUUAAAUGUUUACAGCAGUAAAUGCAAGACAGGGAAGGAAUAAAAUUAGUGGCUGGGUUUUCUAUUAGCUCCUUCUGUUUCGUAUGUUACGCAAAAGUAAACCUUAUUGGAAUGUACGACGGUUUACUUUAAAUUGUGAAUGCCGACUUUGGCGGCCAAAUGGGAUAAAUCAUCACAUUGUAAUAGACUUAAGAAAAAACCGGCUAUGUGUACAACUGUGGCAUCGUCAGCGUCACUUGACAUUGAAUAUUGGUAAAUAACUUACAGUACGGCACACCGUGCGCUGCUAUCGAUUUAAGUUACUUUACCAGGUACUAUGGAAAUACUUAGCCACUUGUUUUAUGUAAUUUAAAAAAAUAUUCUUUAGUUUUUUGUGCUGAAUCUUGUAUGAAAGAAGAAAUGUUUUCACCAAAGUAGAAUAGUACAUUUCCAUGUAUCAAGUUAUUGUUUGUUUCAUAAAUUUCAAGUGAUGUCUGCGUGGUUUUAUUAGUAAGCAUGAUUUUCUUGAAAUAAAUGGUUAUCAAAUAUAA
Molecule: messenger RNA, 3966 nt
Organism: Cydia pomonella (codling moth)
Lineage: Eukaryota; Metazoa; Arthropoda; Insecta; Lepidoptera; Tortricidae
Product: solute carrier family 25 member 32
Exons: 6
Coding region: 199-1158 (319 amino acids)
Biological process (GO): folate import into mitochondrion; nucleotide transport
Cellular component (GO): mitochondrion
Molecular function (GO): FAD transmembrane transporter activity; folic acid transmembrane transporter activity
Source: RefSeq, a predicted model, not a curated record